AUGCCAGACCCCAACAUCCUCCGGCCAGCAUCACAGUGGAAGGUGGAGGGCCAGCCUCGGGGGUGCUGGGGCAGGUACCAUGCAAGCAGUGACGUCUGGGGGAGCCAGAGCCUGUUCCCGGACACGUGGCCCCCGUGGGUCAGCGCCGCCCUCCGCAGCCACGACGGGAGCACUGCGUGUGCAGGACGCCAGGGGCAGAGGGCGAUUACAGCACCUGAUGCGGGGUGGAAGGCUCAGCCUCUGCGCAGCACUCAGGGAGCUGCCGCUGGCUGCUGGCAGGUGGAGGGGGUACCCAGAGGGCCCGGGGGGAACACGGAGGCCCAGGACCCCCGCAGCGACAGGCACUUAUGGGGCCAGAUGCAGACAAAAGGCCAGGGUCCGGUCAGGCUGGACGCCAGGAUGCCUGGCUGGUCGGGAGGUGUGCAGGCCUGGGGGGCACACCACAGUGGUCCGCCGUGA
Messenger RNA from Rangifer tarandus platyrhynchus (Svalbard reindeer), 459 nucleotides. The record is from the annotation of a GenBank genome assembly. NCBI's taxonomy places the organism in Eukaryota, Metazoa, Chordata, Mammalia, Artiodactyla, Cervidae.